Messenger RNA from Myotis daubentonii (Daubenton's bat), 4290 nucleotides. It is a transcript of the gene EPHB2, whose product is annotated as EPH receptor B2. Lineage: Eukaryota; Metazoa; Chordata; Mammalia; Chiroptera; Vespertilionidae. Gene Ontology annotation, molecular function: protein binding; ATP binding; transmembrane-ephrin receptor activity. Gene Ontology annotation, biological process: protein phosphorylation; ephrin receptor signaling pathway; axon guidance. The record is from RefSeq and is a predicted model, not a curated record. Gene Ontology annotation, cellular component: dendrite; plasma membrane.
UCAUUCUGCUGGCUGCGCGGUGGCGGCGGCUGUGUGUGCGCCGCGCCUCGCCGCUCCCCCCGGCCCCCCGAGCCCGGGGCGCGCGCUCUCGCCCGGGCCGCCCGGGCCCCGCGGAGCCGCGGCCCGAGGCCCCGGGAAGCGCAGCCAUGGCCCUGCGGAGGCUGGGGGCCGCGCUGCUGCUGCUGCCGCUGCUCGCCGCCGUGGAAGAAACGCUGAUGGAUUCAACCACAGCGACCGCGGAGCUCGGCUGGAUCGUGCAUCCUCCAUCAGGGUGGGAAGAGGUGAGUGGCUACGAUGAGAACAUGAACACGAUCCGCACCUACCAGGUAUGCAAUGUAUUUGAAUCGAGCCAGAACAACUGGCUCCGGACCAAGUUCAUCCGGCGCCGCGGCGCCCACCGCAUCCACGUGGAGAUGAAGUUCUCGGUGCGGGACUGCAGCAGCAUCCCCAGUGUGCCCGGCUCCUGCAAGGAGACCUUCAACCUCUACUACUAUGAGGCCGACUUCGACUCGGCCACCAAGACCUUCCCCAACUGGAUGGAGAACCCGUGGGUGAAGGUGGACACCAUCGCGGCCGACGAGAGCUUCUCCCAGGUGGACCUGGGCGGCCGCGUCAUGAAGAUCAACACCGAGGUGAGGAGCUUCGGGCCCGUGUCCCGCAGCGGCUUCUACCUGGCCUUCCAGGACUAUGGCGGCUGCAUGUCCCUCAUCGCUGUGCGCGUCUUCUACCGCAAGUGCCCCCGCAUCAUCCAGAACGGCGCCAUCUUCCAGGAGACGCUGUCAGGGGCCGAGAGCACUUCGCUGGUGGCCGCCCGGGGCAGCUGCAUCGCCAAUGCUGAGGAGGUGGACGUGCCCAUCAAACUCUACUGUAACGGGGACGGCGAGUGGCUGGUGCCCAUCGGGCGCUGCAUGUGCAAAGCGGGCUUCGAGGCCGUGGAGAAUGGCACCGUCUGCCGAGGUUGCCCAUCUGGAACCUUCAAGGCCAACCAAGGGGACGAGGCCUGCACCCACUGCCCCAUCAACAGCCGGACCACUUCGGAAGGGGCCACCAACUGUGUCUGCCGCAACGGCUACUACCGAGCAGACCUGGACCCGCUGGACAUGCCCUGCACAACCAUCCCCUCUGCACCCCAGGCCGUGAUCUCCAGCGUCAACGAGACCUCACUCAUGCUGGAGUGGACCCCGCCCCGUGACUCCGGAGGCAGGGAGGAUCUCGUCUAUAACAUCAUCUGCAAGAGCUGUGGCUCCGGCCGGGGCGCCUGCACCCGCUGUGGGGACAACGUGCAGUACGCGCCCCGCCAGCUGGGCCUGACAGAGCCCCGCAUCUACAUCAGCGACCUGCUGGCCCACACCCAGUACACCUUCGAGAUCCAGGCCGUGAACGGCGUCACCGACCAGAGCCCCUUCUCCCCUCAGUUCGCCUCUGUGAACAUCACCACCAACCAAGCAGCUCCGUCGGCUGUGUCCAUCAUGCACCAGGUGAGCCGCACCGUGGACAGCAUCACCCUGUCGUGGUCCCAGCCUGACCAGCCCAACGGCGUCAUCCUGGACUAUGAGCUGCAGUACUACGAGAAGGAGCUCAGUGAGUACAACGCCACGGCCACAAAGAGCCCCACCAACACAGUCACUGUGCAGGGCCUCAAAGCCGGCGCCAUCUAUGUCUUCCAGGUGCGGGCACGCACCGUGGCGGGCUAUGGGCGCUACAGUGGCAAGAUGUACUUCCAGACCAUGACAGAAGCCGAGUACCAGACCAGCAUCCAGGAGAAGCUGCCACUCAUCGUGGGCUCCUCGGCGGCUGCCCUGGUCUUCCUCAUCGCCGUGGUUGUCAUCGCCAUCGUGUGUAACAGAAGACGGGGGUUUGAGCGUGCUGACUCGGAGUACACGGACAAGCUGCAGCACUACACCAGUGGCCACAUGACCCCAGGCAUGAAGAUCUACAUCGACCCGUUCACCUACGAGGACCCCAAUGAGGCAGUGCGGGAGUUUGCCAAGGAAAUCGACAUCUCCUGUGUCAAAAUUGAGCAGGUGAUCGGAGCAGGUUCCCCUACAUCCUCACACCAUGCCAUCCAAACACCAUGGGACAGCCAUGAAGAGUUUACUCUUACUCUCAAAGGGGAGUUUGGUGAGGUGUGCAGUGGCCACCUGAAACUGCCAGGCAAGAGAGAGAUCUUUGUAGCCAUCAAGACGCUCAAGUCGGGCUACACUGAGAAGCAGCGCCGGGACUUCCUGAGCGAGGCCUCCAUCAUGGGCCAGUUCGACCACCCCAACGUCAUUCACCUGGAGGGUGUUGUCACCAAGAGCACGCCCGUGAUGAUCAUCACUGAGUUCAUGGAGAAUGGCUCCCUGGACUCCUUCCUCCGGCAAAACGAUGGGCAGUUCACAGUCAUCCAGCUGGUGGGAAUGCUACGGGGCAUCGCGGCCGGCAUGAAGUACCUGGCGGACAUGAACUACGUCCACCGCGACCUGGCCGCCCGCAACAUCCUUGUCAACAGCAACCUGGUCUGCAAGGUGUCCGACUUCGGCCUCUCACGCUUUCUGGAGGAUGAUACCUCAGACCCCACCUACACCAGCGCCCUGGGUGGGAAGAUCCCCAUCCGCUGGACAGCCCCAGAAGCCAUCCAGUACCGGAAGUUCACCUCAGCCAGCGACGUGUGGAGCUAUGGCAUCGUCAUGUGGGAGGUGAUGUCGUACGGGGAGCGGCCCUACUGGGACAUGACCAACCAGGACGUAAUCAAUGCCAUAGAGCAGGACUACCGGCUGCCACCGCCCAUGGACUGCCCAAGCGCCCUGCACCAGCUCAUGCUGGACUGCUGGCAGAAGGACCGCAACCACCGGCCCAAGUUUGGUCAGAUCGUCAACACGCUGGACAAGAUGAUCCGCAACCCCAACAGCCUCAAAGCCAUGGCGCCCCUCUCUUCUGGCAUCAACCUGCCACUGCUGGACCGCACGGUCCCCGACUACACCAGCUUUAACACAGUGGACGAGUGGCUAGAGGCCAUCAAGAUGGGGCAGUACAAGGAGAGCUUCGCCAGCGCUGGCUUCACCUCCUUCGAUGUCGUGUCGCAGAUGAUGAUGGAGGACAUUCUCCGGGUUGGGGUCACCUUGGCCGGCCACCAGAAAAAAAUCCUGAACAGUAUCCAGGUGAUGCGGGCACAGAUGAACCAGAUCCAGUCUGUGGAGGUUUGACGUUCACCUGCCUCGGCUCACCUCUUCCUCCAGGCCCUGCCCCCUCCACCCCACAUGCCGGCCGCCCUGGCUCUCUGUCUACCGAAGGGUCAGCCACCUGCCAGGAGGCCACGGCAACAGGAAGAACCAAGCAGCCCGCCAGCCAUGAGACGUCACCAAGAGCACGUGCAACUCAGAUGAUGGGAAAAAAGGGAACGGGGACAAAAGAAAACAGAUCCUGGGAGGGGGCGGGAAAUACAAGGAAUAUUUUUUAAAGAGGAUUCUCAUAAGGAAAGCGAUCAUUGUUCUUGGGGGAAAAGAAAAAGGGCUUGGGAGAUUCAUGCGACGGCCCAAUUGGAGCUCAAAAGCAGUUUCUCUCCAACUCCCUCUGGGAAGGCGACCUGGCCGGAGCCAAGAAACACUUUCAGGAAAACAAAUGUGAAAGGGAGAGACCAGGGUCACUCUUCUCUCCCGCCCCCACCCCCAGGCUGCUCUUCCAGGCCUCGCUCAACAGCCACGUGCCAGGCGGACAGAUGGGCAGCCACCUGGGAGCCACUCCGGGAAUAUCCAUUCCUACUGCCACUGGGCAAACAGAAGAAUCCUUCUGUCUUUGGAGAAUAUUUUAGAAACUCCAAUGAAAAAGACGCGUUUCUCCGAUUGGCUUAUGGGGCUGAAAAGGGACUCUUGUCUUCCUGGGUCAGGGAGAACACAGGGACCUGGGAAGGUCAGCCGCCCUGAGGCUGCCACCCCCCAGGUCUGCAGCUCCACGUCCAUUAUCACGUGCACAGCCGGCCACCCGGCCCACUGGGCGCCCACUCCCGACAGCCCCCACAUGGAGGACUGGUGCUGCAGUGACCACCAUCAGCUACACUGCCACUGAGGACGGUUGUGCCUGCGUCUGGGUUUGUUUACAGCGAUUCGUGGACUGGGGGGCAUAUUUUGGUCAGGGGUGAAUUUGGUUUAGGGGUUUGUUUGUUGGUUGUUGUUUUGUUUUUUUUUUAAUGACAAUGAAGUGACACUUUGACAUUUCCUACCUUUUGAGGACUUUGAUCCUUCUCCAGGAAGAAGGUGCUUUCAGCUUAAUGACUUAGGCAAUACACCAAGGGCGAGAUUUUAUAUGCACAUA